Molecule: messenger RNA, 2095 nt
Organism: Pogoniulus pusillus (Red-fronted tinkerbird)
Lineage: Eukaryota; Metazoa; Chordata; Aves; Piciformes; Lybiidae
Gene: IRF1
Product: interferon regulatory factor 1
Exons: 10
Coding region: 153-1109 (318 amino acids)
Biological process (GO): immune system process; regulation of transcription by RNA polymerase II
Cellular component (GO): nucleus
Molecular function (GO): RNA polymerase II cis-regulatory region sequence-specific DNA binding; DNA-binding transcription factor activity, RNA polymerase II-specific
Source: RefSeq, a predicted model, not a curated record
GCCGCCGCGUUAUACCCGAGAGCGCGGCCCCGCGGGCGGCAGAGGAGGGCUGGCGGGCAGCGGGCGCUGGUGCCUGCGCUGUGUUUGCCUCGACUCGGCUCACUGCUGCACAGACUUGCGCGGCUCGGCACUGCACGGCACAGCCAGACAAGAUGCCAGUGUCAAGAAUGCGCAUGAGGCCCUGGCUGGAAAUGCAGAUCAAUUCCAACCAAAUCCCUGGGCUGAUAUGGAUUAACAAGGAUAAGAGGAUAUUCCAGAUCCCGUGGAAACAUGCAGCUAAGCAUGGCUGGGACAUGGAGAAGGAUGCCUGCCUUUUCAGGAGCUGGGCCAUUCAUACAGGACGAUACAAAGUAGGGGAGAAGGAUCCCGAUCCCAAAACCUGGAAGGCAAACUUCCGCUGCGCCAUGAACUCGCUGCCUGACAUCGAAGAGGUGAAGGAUAAAAGCAUCAACAAAGGCUCCAGUGCUGUCAGGGUGUACAGGAUGCUGCCACCCUUGACAAAGGCUCAGAAGAAAGAAAGGAAGUCAAAGUCUUCAAGAGAAGCAAGAAGCAGGAGCAAGAGAAAGCUGCAUGAAGAUACAAAGAUAGAGGAGUCAGCAGAAGGACUAACCAACACUUCUCUGCCAGAUGACCACAGCAGCUACACUGUUCACAACUACACGGGACAGGAAGUGGAGGUUGAUAGCCCGUCUAUCAGCUUAGACCUCUCCUCAUGUGAGGUGAGUGGCUCCUUGACUGAGUGGAGGCCAUCGAUGGAAAUCACCAUGGCUGACAGCACCAAUGACCUCUACCAGCUCCAGGUGUCCCCUCUGGCUUCAUCCUCAGAAGUCACAGAUGAAGAUGAGGAGGAAAUGAAAUCGGAGAUCUUAAAGCUGCUUGAGCCAGCCCAAGACUGGCAUGCCACCAGUGUUGGGGGGAAAGGCUUCCUCAUCAACGAGCUGGGCACACAGAGCAUGUGCAGCACCUACAGCUACAAGGAGCAGGAUGGGGAGAUCGACACAACUUCAGGAGAGCUGGAGUUCAGGCUCCUGGACCAGAAAAACAUCCUGGACUUCUCCUGGCUGGAGACAGUGAGACCUAGCAUGCAGGUCAUUCCCUGUGGCUUGUAAAGCUUCCUCCAGCCAUGAACUGCUCUUAGGUAGCAUUUCUUCUUGGAGAAGCCUGAAGAGAAUGGAAGAAAUGGUUUGUUACUGACUGAAGGAAGAAAGUAGCUUUCUGUUCCGUUUAACUCCAAGGCCUGGAAAGGUUAGCAAGAGGAAAAACUCCAUCAUGAAUCCAGACAAGGACUCCCAUCUCACUAGCAGGACUCCUGACACUGAAGAUGCUCGAGCUGCACCUUGUCACCGCUGCAGAGGUGAAGUUCUCGCUGGGAGGUUGUCGCUGGGCUCUGACCCGGUGGGGUGCUGCUGGAUGGCAUCGUGUGCCAGAGAGCUGAGGAGGAGGACGGAGCCUCCUUGUCCUCCUCGUGCAAGAUGUGAUGAGCACUUUACCCACGGGGUGCUUGGGAGAGGCACUGCCUCUAGAGGAGUGUCUGUUAGUUCUGGUUGCUGCUUACCUGUGCAACACUGGUGAUGUUUUGCUUCAUGACUAUCUUACACUUAGGAAAAUUGCACUAACUGGCCCUCUCUCCUUUGAUUUACUCCAUCACUUAGCUCAGCUUCCAACUUCAAGCCCUGUAAAUACUUUAGACCAAGGAAAUGUGAAAAUUAAGUUUAGGCUUUGCUUCCCCCUGGCACACUUAGCCUCUCCUGGACUUGCCAUGUCUCUUGCCUUCUGCUAGCUGAAGAGCUGCUGCAUGACACCAUUUUUGCACUGAUGGGGGCAGAGCUCUCUCUAUUUAUACCCUGCCUUUUUUUUUUGGUUGUUGAGACCCUUCCUCACACUGCCAGGACACCCACAGUACUGUACCCAUCAAACUGUAUCACCCACAGAGCCAAGCCUGGGUGGGAGGGGGGGGGCAGGGUGGAAGAGGUCCUACUUGCUGUGUAAGAUACAAGAAUCAAAAUCACUAAGCUGUAACAGACUUAUUUUCUUGUACAUUUUAUUUUUGUACAUAACUUGUAUAUUUGGUUUAAUAAAAGCCUUUUGUAUAUGA